This is a messenger RNA of Drosophila innubila, 842 nucleotides long. RefSeq names its product actin-related protein 2/3 complex subunit 3 (gene Arpc3B). Lineage: Eukaryota; Metazoa; Arthropoda; Insecta; Diptera; Drosophilidae. Gene Ontology annotation, molecular function: actin filament binding. The transcript has 3 exons. Gene Ontology annotation, cellular component: Arp2/3 protein complex; cytoskeleton. The record is from RefSeq and is a predicted model, not a curated record. The coding region runs from base 134 to 664 and encodes 176 amino acids. Gene Ontology annotation, biological process: regulation of actin filament polymerization; Arp2/3 complex-mediated actin nucleation.
AGGGCUGAAACGUUUAGCGCAAAAAGAACAACAAGUGGUCUUACUUUGGUGAUAAAAAUAUAUAUAAAAAAAAAAAACAAACGCAUUCAGUGAGCUUAAAUGUUGAAAUUCAGUUGAUUACCACCAUUCAAAAAUGCCAGCAUACCAUUCGGAAAUCGAAGAAUUCCAGCGGAAAGUGGGUAAUAUGGCCAUAUUGCCGCUGCGAACCAAAGUACGGGGGCCAGCGCCCAGUAUUAAUACUGAUAACGACAUCAUUGAUGAGUCACUGUAUUAUUUCAAAGCGAACGUUUUCUUUCGUACAUAUGAAGUCAAGUCGGAAGUGGAUCGCGUGCUUAUCUAUAUAACUCUCUAUAUAACCGAAUGCUUGAAGCGACUGGAGCGAUGUACAAGCAAGGAGCAGGGUCAACAGGAUCUCUUCUCUAUGGCGAUUGCAAAGUUUGAUUUACCUGGUGACGCCGGGUUUCCGCUAAACUCGGUCUAUGCGAAACCCGAAAAUCCCGACUUAAUGCGUGAAUAUUUGCUGCAGUUGCGCCAGGAGACCGGUAAUAGACUGCUGGAGAAGGUCUUUGAUACCACAGAUGGCAAGCCCAACAAAUGGUGGAUCUCAUUUGCCAAAAGGAAGUUUAUGGAGAAGAGUUUAUCUGGUCCCGGAGAUCGUUUUUAAAAACGACUGUUAAAUCAAUUUGAAGACUGUUAAAAUGUUGUUGCAGCCCUGCCUUGUAACGCGACAGUGUUGCUAAACGUGCUGAAGCCAAAAAUGUGUUCGGACUUUAGGCGCCAAAUUUAAAUCAAACAAAUUAAAGACGAUUUGUAAUCAUUUAUUAAAAAUAUUUUUGCUUUUA